AUGUUCGCAGUCGCCAUAGCUAGCAGUGUUUAUUCGGGGGCAGAAAAACAGAACCCACCAAAAGAGAUCGGGGUGAUCUUGACCACCGCAAAUAUAGCCAUCCAAUUCCAGCCGGAAGAAAUGGAUUGCAUGCGGGUAGAGAUGCGAGUGGUAUUAGUUUCUGGAGGGUGGAACCAAGGCACCGGCAGCCAUCCAACGCUGCCAAACAGAGGGAAGAUGAGGGUGAAGGCCGUUGUUCCAUAUGCAGCAUUUUCGGAUCAGAUGGAUAGGAGAAUCGUUACCAUGAUGAAACAGAAGCAUAGACCACCUGAGCAGAUCGUGAGAAACGACCGUCCUCCGAAGCGAUUUAUGAGUGAAACGGGAAUAGCAGAGCCGACCAGAUCCGACCGGGCCUUAAUAGCAAAUGCUGCCAUUGCCCAGAGACACUCUUUUCCUUUUCAAAUAUUUUAUCUUGAUAAAAAGUCGUUCUCUGCCUCACGAGUGGUGAAUAAAUGUGGUGUGCGGCUCGCCGGAUCGCGUCUGUAUGUUUGA
Molecule: messenger RNA, 531 nt
Organism: Ilyonectria robusta
Lineage: Eukaryota; Fungi; Ascomycota; Sordariomycetes; Hypocreales; Nectriaceae
Exons: 2
Coding region: 1-531 (176 amino acids)
Source: RefSeq, a predicted model, not a curated record